Messenger RNA from Caenorhabditis elegans, 1582 nucleotides. It is a transcript of the gene nhr-232, whose product is annotated as Nuclear Hormone Receptor family. The coding region runs from base 191 to 1453 and encodes 420 amino acids. The record is from RefSeq and is marked reviewed. Gene Ontology annotation, cellular component: nucleus. The transcript is spliced from 7 exons. Gene Ontology annotation, molecular function: RNA polymerase II cis-regulatory region sequence-specific DNA binding; sequence-specific DNA binding; DNA binding. Gene Ontology annotation, biological process: regulation of DNA-templated transcription; DNA-templated transcription. Lineage: Eukaryota; Metazoa; Nematoda; Chromadorea; Rhabditida; Rhabditidae.
AAACACAUUGACCCAUCUCACAAGACAAACAUUCGAUUUCUUUGCUCUGUCACACCGAUCACAAUAUUGAUCAAAGGAGCAUGUCAUGGUAUCUUAUCAAAAUUGGGACAAUCGUCAUAUCAAUUGAAGAAAGAGCACAAGACACAUAGUCUGUUAGUCUCUCACUGACCUCUUUUUUAUUCGAUUUAAUAUGCUCCAAGAGCCCACUUCUUCUACUUUGACAUGCAAAAUUUGUUGUGAACCAGCUCAUGGUGUUCAUUUUGGGGUUGCUUCUUGUCGAGCAUGUGCAGCAUUUUUUCGAAGAACAACCGUACUUGGAAAGAAGUAUACAUGCCGUCAGAAAAAUGAAAAAUGUACAACAAACAACGAAGAUAGAUUUAACUGCAGAUAUUGCCGUUACCAAAAGUGUCUCUCAAAUGGAAUGACACCUGAAAAUGUCAAAUAUAAUUAUGAUGCAGCUGUUCAUUACAACAAGAAACCAUCUCCUAAAAUGAAAAUCGAUGCUCACGAGCCACCAUCCGACCCAAGUUCUCCGGUGAAUUCAGAUCAUAAAAUAUGUGUUCCUCAGACGAAGGAUGUUACUUAUGAAGUUCAAACUGAUGAAAAAGGAGAGCCAAUUGUCAAAUUAGACAUCACUGGACUUCUUAAUAAUAUUACAUCCGUUUUCGACGAUUUCGUACCUUCCGAGGAAAUUCGAAAUUUGAAUACUUUGCAAAGAAUGAAUCACGCUUUGAUAGAAUACAGACAGAUACAUCACAGUAAUGUAAUUAAAUUUGUUCAGUCUAUAUCAAUGAAAGAUAUACUGAUGACAGGAAAUGAUCAAAUCAAAUCAAUCACAAAAUUUUUGAUGCACUCAAUUCCUUUUCAAUCUCUUCGGAACGAAGAACAAAUGCAGAUGCUGAAAUCUAUUUGGGUUCAAUGGAAAAGACUGGAACGAUAUGCUUCAACUGCUCAAAUAUUUGGAAAAAGAAUGUACGAGGAUCAAAUUGUGACUCUAGUUCCAGGUCAAGCUGCGUAUCUGAACAAAGUCCGUGUGGAAAAUUGCUCCUUUAUCUACAAAAAAGCGGAAGGAAUGAAGUUUUUUAUGGAGAAUUUCAAUACUCGAAUGAUGGAAGAAGUUGGAAAACCUUUAGUUGAAUUAGAGUUGACAAGUGUGGAGAUUGCAUUUAUGUUGGCUCAGCUUUCCUGGCAGGUAGCAGGAAAAGAACUCCAAGGAGAUGUUUUGAAAGCAAGUGAAUCAGAACAAGAAGCUUUAGCCAAUGAACUUCACCUCUAUUAUAUUCAAGAGCUACGCCUUCCUAAUUAUGCAGCUAGACUUAUCAAAAUUAUGAACAUUAUAAAUUCGGCACAGAAAAUUCACUUUGAACGUCAAAACUUCAUGGAUAUUGUCCGGAUCUUCGAUUUCUUCCGAGUACACGUAUCAGAUCCCGAAAUGUACAAAUCUUAUUUUUAAAUAUUUUCAAUGCAUUCCUGUUUUGACUCGUAUCACUGUUACGCUCAAAUUGUUGACUGGUGGUACUAUUGUUAUCUGAAUUUUAUUAUUAUUUUAUUUUUUUUGUUCAUAAACUUACAGUUCUACUUU